Messenger RNA from Glycine soja, 630 nucleotides. RefSeq lists its product as uncharacterized. Bases 7 to 336 code for a protein of 109 amino acids. Lineage: Eukaryota; Viridiplantae; Streptophyta; Magnoliopsida; Fabales; Fabaceae. The transcript has a single exon. The record is from RefSeq and is a predicted model, not a curated record. Gene Ontology annotation, biological process: negative regulation of cell population proliferation.
GGGAGCAUGAAAUCUGAAUUGGGGGGUCCUAUAGACAUUUUCUUUAGGAACCUUGGACCACACAUUUCGCUCUAUAAGAAGCCCUUUGGAGCCCCAUUUGUAUCAUUGCUUCAAGGGUUUCAAGUUUCAACACACACACUGUCUCUGUACACUACAAAGUGUAAGUUGUUAACAAAGAAAGGAAGGAGCAUAGACUCAAAGAUGAGCAAAGAUUCCAUGAGAGGUUCAAAGAAGAAAGUUUUAUGCAGAAGGCUUGGAGGGUGCCUCAAAGAGCAAAAAGGAAGACUAUACAUAAUCAGAAGAUGUGUAGUCAUGCUUCUCUGUUGGCAUGACUAGAAUCAUUCUCAACAACAAGCAUUGUUUAACGUUCUUCUUUGCGGCUCAUCAUAUCGUGGAUCAGCACACUCUAGAGUCCUCAAAGCCAUAGCCAAGGAUCAAAGUUCAAGCACGCAGAAAAAAGGAUAAAUAUUUUGUUAGCUCUUUAUUAUUAUUAUUCACUAGGUAAAUAGCAGAGCAAGUAACGUUAGAGACAAUUUUCCUUCAUAUCAUGCCUAAAAAAUGUAUGUUCUCUACGUGCAAAAAGCUAAUUGGUGAAAGUAUUGAAUCAAAAUUUUCAGUUUCUAUUCUGCA